CUUUAGACCAUCUCGUACUUAACGUUUGUAUACAGUAUAGCUCGGCGUUUUUGUGUUCUUUUCGCGUUUUAAAUAAAAACUCGUUCGAAGGGGGGGGCGACAGCUAAUUUUUCAAAAUUUCCUUUCCAGUGCCUCCGCGCGCCGUGUGCAUUACACAAUUUGUGAUUAAUUUGUAUUUAGACACUUCCUCUUAAAAAAUGCGGAAGGCCGAACUUUCUUUCGACAUUUCAGGAAACUCGAAUUGUGCGCAUUAAGUUUGGAUUUUAAUGGCAUUAAGCUCGAUGGUAAUUUAAUUGAUCGGGUAUCUGUUUGUUCAACGUUAAAUACAUAUUUCCUCAAUGACGAAUCGUUGCUAGUUGUUGAUUGCAUGUUAAGUGGAUGGUGAUACAAAGUGUUUAAGGAAAAAUCACGAAUUUAAACCCACCGGAUCGUGUUUCCGUGUUUUUUGACAUUCAUUCAGAGAACAGCAGUAGGUGGUCAUUAUAGUUGUACAUACGUCAUUUGCAUUGUCUUCCUAUUAUGAUGCUCGGUCUAUUAACAACAGCACCGUAGAAGUAGACGAUUAACGCGUGUAAAUGGUGUUUGUACUUCCAAAAGGGAUUUAAAUCGUCGAGUGUUCGAGAUCAAUAUUUAAUGAGCGGCAUUUUUAAAUGAUGGUGACAUCGGGGGUGGUCUGGUGUCUUAAAAACGAUCGAUGGAUUCCUCUACAACUAAGCUCGGUGCGUCUGCACGGUGUCGUUACGCAAGCCCAUUGGGCCGCCGUGUCGAAAUUUCUUCAGGAAGUCGCCAACAAGCAAUUCAUCUUGCAAGAGAACGGUUUUACUGAAUUAACCGAACAGCAAAAAGAAGUGCUCUUGAAACAAGUGCCCAAAAACGAUGCGUCGGAAGUCAAAGAAAAACAGUGGCAGGAGCUCGUGGCGAAGGAUAGCUCGUCGGUUAACGACGAAAAAUUGGAUUCGUCCAAAUGUGAUAACGUAGAUAAAGAAAUUUGUAGUAAAUUCGUAGGUAAUAAUUUCUUAGAAAAGACUGACGUCCAAAAUAGUGAGGCAAAGACUGAUAGGAAAAAUUCCCUUCAAAGUGACGAAAUCGUUCUGCGAUUACUUCGCAAGUACUCGAAGUACAGCCGAGGGGCCUUGGCUGACAAUAUCUUAACGGCGAUAGACGACCUUCCCGAAGAAACUCCACGCGUCCGAAAACGCGGCGUUACCCACAAGGAAGAGCGCCUCUACGAAAACUGCAACGAGUGCGUCCGUAGUUCGGACGAGGAAACUUUGGAAAACCAACGCAACGAGCACGUGCUCCGGUGGCUGAAGGAGCAAAGCAAGUGGAACGCCAUCGACGCGAACAGAAAAUUCAGUUUACCGUGCCCCGACAAUCGAACUUUAGAAAAUGAGCUCAUUCGAGACCGUCGCACCAGCUGCGUUAUCAAGACGCACAGUCGCAAGUCGUCACUUUCUUCGGUCAUCGAAAGCAAACAGUCCACGAGUUCGCCCACGACCAGUCGAAAAUCCAGCGUCUCUUCGCCUUCGACCUCGGACAGUAGGAAAUUGUCCGAAAAUGUUCGAAAAAACAGCGUCACCUCCAAUAGCAGCUGCUCGGAGAGCGAAGAGGGUAGCGUCACGUCCGGCCACUGGCAGAAGAUUCUGAUGAAAAAUUUCGGACCGAAGAAGCUCGAGGAAAAAAUUCGAAAACAGCGAAGGGUAUGGGCGAGGAAUACGAGAAAGUUAAGCGUCCCCGAUGUGUCCUUGCAGUUAUGGUACUUCCGUAAGAUCAAACGAAUUGAGGCUGAGAAGAAACUACUUUUACCAGAAAACGACCACGGCGCCUUCCUCAUUCGAGAUUCGGAAAGUCGACACAACGACUACUCACUGUCAGUUCGCGACGGCGACACCGUCAAGCACUAUCGCAUUAGGCAAUUGGACGAGGGCGGCUUUUUUAUUGCGCGGAGGACGACGUUUAGAACACUCCAAGAACUGGUCGAACAUUACAGCAAGGAUGCGGAUGGUUUGUGCGUCAACCUGUGCAAGCCGUGCGUUCAGGUGGAAAAACCGCAACCGGAAGGCUUAUCGCAUCGCACUCGGGACCAAUGGGAAAUUGACCGAACCUCCUUGAAGUUUGUAAAGAAACUCGGUCACGGGCAGUUCGGCGAAGUGUGGGAGGGUAUGUGGAACAACACCACGCCCGUCGCGAUAAAAACAUUAAAACCUGGCACUAUGGAUCCGAAGGAUUUCCUCGCCGAAGCGCAAAUAAUGAAGAAGUUGAGGCAUCAGAAAUUAAUUCAAUUGUACGCAGUUUGUACAAUGGAGGAGCCGAUUUUCAUCAUAACCGAAUUGAUGAAGAACGGCUCGCUCUUGGACUACCUGCAAGGAAAAGGCAAAGUACUUAAGUUGCAACAGCUCAUCGAUAUGGCCGCCCAAAUAGCGGCCGGUAUGGCAUAUCUUGAAUCGCAAAAUUACAUUCACAGGGAUUUGGCAGCCAGAAACGUUCUUGUCGCCGACAGUAAUGUAGUUAAAAUUGCCGAUUUUGGUUUAGCACGACUCAUUAAGGAAGACGAAUAUGAAGCGAGAGUCGGCGCACGAUUUCCCAUCAAAUGGACAGCUCCGGAAGCUGCAAACUACAGCAAAUUUUCGAUAAAAUCGGACGUGUGGUCAUUCGGUAUCUUACUUACCGAGCUAGUCACUUACGGUCGUAUUCCAUACCCAGGUAUGACCAAUGCGGAAGUAUUGCAUCAAGUGGAUCACGGCUACCGCAUGCCAUGCCCGCCCGGCUGUCCGAACGCUUUGUACGAUAUUAUGUUGGAAUGUUGGCAUCGGGACGCGAUGAAAAGGCCUACCUUUGAAACCCUACAGUGGAAGUUGGAAGAUUUCUUUACCAUGGAAGGUUCGGAAUAUAAAGAAGCGUCCGCUUACUGAGGCCACGCCCACCCCCCAUCUGAUUGGCUGCGUAACACAUUGGAUAUGCAUUACCAUUAAUUAGAUGGGAGGUGGUUUUGUCUACAUUCGUAUUAAUAUUAUUACAAAAUAUUAUAAAGAAUUGCGAUGAAAUCCU
This is a messenger RNA of Photinus pyralis (common eastern firefly), 3048 nucleotides long. RefSeq names its product tyrosine-protein kinase Src42A (gene Src42A). Gene Ontology annotation, molecular function: signaling receptor binding; non-membrane spanning protein tyrosine kinase activity; ATP binding. The transcript has 6 exons. Bases 651 to 2912 code for a protein of 753 amino acids. Lineage: Eukaryota; Metazoa; Arthropoda; Insecta; Coleoptera; Lampyridae. Gene Ontology annotation, biological process: cell surface receptor protein tyrosine kinase signaling pathway; cell differentiation; protein phosphorylation. Gene Ontology annotation, cellular component: extrinsic component of cytoplasmic side of plasma membrane. The record is from RefSeq and is a predicted model, not a curated record.